Molecule: messenger RNA, 2107 nt
Organism: Hirundo rustica (Barn swallow)
Lineage: Eukaryota; Metazoa; Chordata; Aves; Passeriformes; Hirundinidae
Gene: FTCD
Product: formimidoyltransferase cyclodeaminase
Exons: 16
Coding region: 416-2056 (546 amino acids)
Molecular function (GO): transferase activity; folic acid binding
Source: RefSeq, a predicted model, not a curated record
GGGCGCGUGUGGCAGCGUGUGCGUGGAGCGGCGUUUUGGCAGGCGGUGAGAAGGGAGUCCCUGUGAGGGUUCGAAUGCUGCUCACAGCGAUGGAUUUUAUCCAGUGUCCACGGAAUCCAUGGUGAAGAUCCUGCAAGGAACUGUCCCCCCUACUAGGAAUAGUGGCCAUGUUGCAAUGACUAGGCUGUGUCAUGUGGUAAUCACAGCAUCUUGCCGAUUGCAGCAAUUUUUUUUCCUUCAUCCAUUAAUUGAUCGAUUCAGUUAAUGAGCAACUCUGGCUCGGGAAAGAGGCAACAGGUCGGCUUUUGAGAGGCUGAGAAGCUUUUGCUCCACAGUGGAAUAGGAAAGGGCAGGAAACCCCCAGGGCGUGAAGAGCUGAGCUGGGACCUGAGGGGUGCAAGCAGACCCUGGGACCAUGGCCAAGCUGGUGGAAUGCGUCCCCAAUUUCUCUGAGGGGAAUAACAAAGAGGUGAUUGAUGCAGUGGCACAGGCCAUCUCCCAGACACCAGGAUGUGUGCUGCUGGAUGUGGAUGCCGGCGCCUCCACCAACCGCACUGUCUACACCUUUGUGGGGUCCCCUGAGGCCGUGGUGGAAGGGGCACUGAAUGCAGCCCGUGUGGCUGGGCAGCUUAUUGACAUGAGCCGACACUCAGGUGAGCACCCUCGGAUGGGAGCCUUGGAUGUCUGCCCCUUUGUGCCAGUGAGGAAUGUCAGCAUGGAGGAGUGUGUCACCUGUGCCCACAUCUUCGGGCAACGCUUGGCAGCAGAGCUGAGCGUGCCUGUUUACCUGUAUGGAGCAGCAGCACGGCAUGAGAACAGGAAAGCCCUGCCCUCCAUCCGUGCCGGGGAGUAUGAGGCACUCCCCGAUAAGCUUGCAAAACCAGAGUGGGCUCCUGAUUUUGGGCCCCCAACUUUUGUCCCCCGGUGGGGGGCCACAGUGACGGGUGCCCGGACCUUCCUUAUUGCAUACAACAUCAACCUGCUGUGCACCAAGGAGCUGGCUCACCGCAUCGCCCUCAACAUCCGCGAGCAGGGCCGCGGCCCUGACCAGCCCGGGCGCUUGAAGAAGGUGCAGGGCAUUGGCUGGUAUUUGGAGGAGGAGAACAUGGCCCAGGUUUCAACAAACCUGCUGGACUUUGAGACUACACCGCUCCACACUGUCUAUGAGGAGAUCUGCCGAGACGCACAGGAACUGAAUCUCCCUGUGGUGGGGUCUCAGCUGGUGGGGCUCAUUCCCAAGAAGGCCAUGCUGGACGCAGCUGAGUUUUACAUGAAGAAGGAAAAGCUCUUCAUCCUGGAGGAGGAACAGAAGAUCAGACUGGUGGUCAGUCGGCUGGGCCUGGACUCCCUGUCUCCAUUUCACCCCCGGGAGCGCAUCAUCGAGUACUUGGUGGAAGCAGGACAGGUGGAUGGGGGGCUGGUGGCGAGGCCACUGGGCGCCUUUGUGCGAGCAGUUGGAGCGAGGUCUGCAGCGCCUGGAGGAGGCUCUGUGUCUGCAGCUGCAGGAGCCCUGGAUUUACCCCGGCAGGGAGCAGCGCUGGGCAGCAUGGUGGGGUUGAUGAGCUAUGGGAAGCGGCAGUUUGAGGACCUGGACCCCAUCAUGAGGAAGCUGAUACCCCCUUUCCACCAGACCAUGGGGGAGCUGGUGGCAAUGGUGGAUGCCGACUCCUGUGCCUUCAGCAGCUACAUGGAAGCCAUGAAGCUGCCCAAGAACACCCCCGAGGAGCGGGAGAGGCGCAUGGCUGCCAUGCAGCAGGGGCUGAAGACGGCCGUGGGGGUGCCCUAUGGCCUGGCAGAGAAGGUGAACGGGCUCUGGCCUGCUCUGAAGGAGCUGGCACAACACUGUAACCUGGCCUGCAAAUCUGACAUCCAGGUGGGAGCCAAAAUGCUGGAAACAGCGGUGUUCGGAGCUUACUUCAAUGUCAUGAUCAACCUCAAGGACAUCACGGACGAGAAGUUCAAGCGUGUGAUGUCACAGAAGGUCUCCGGGCUGCUGGAAGAGGCGAAGCAAGGCUCGGCGGUCGUGCUGGCGCUGCUGGACAAGAGAGAGGCCUGAGAAGGGCUGGAGAGUGCUCUGGGGGGUUCUGCAGUGGCAAAUACAGCUGGG